Messenger RNA from Ceratitis capitata (Mediterranean fruit fly), 1224 nucleotides. It is a transcript of the gene slx1, whose product is annotated as structure-specific endonuclease subunit SLX1 homolog. NCBI's taxonomy places the organism in Eukaryota, Metazoa, Arthropoda, Insecta, Diptera, Tephritidae. Gene Ontology annotation, cellular component: Slx1-Slx4 complex. The coding region runs from base 52 to 1203 and encodes 383 amino acids. Gene Ontology annotation, biological process: double-strand break repair via homologous recombination. The record is from RefSeq and is a predicted model, not a curated record. The transcript has 4 exons. Gene Ontology annotation, molecular function: 5'-flap endonuclease activity; crossover junction DNA endonuclease activity.
ACAGAAUGUGACAGUUUCACCUUUUAUAAAUUUGCCUGAAUUCGCCUUUAGAUGAGAUGUUCCCAAGAAUUCAACAAUAUGGCAUUUUUAGAAGAUUUUUAUAUUUUAUUAAAUGAGUGGCAGUAUUGCUUUUUUAACAAAAAGACCAACACUGAUCGAAAUUACUUUAGUUUUGUUGACAAUUUUUCUGCACACUUUCAUUAUUCUGGUGAUAUUCAUUAUAAAAAAUUUGUUGGCAUGUCUAAUUUAUUUUUCUAUGGAGUGUAUUUGCUUCGUAGCCAAAGUCCUGAUAAACGUUAUGCUGGCCGUUGCUAUAUUGGGUUCACCGUUAAUCCCAAUCGUCGCAUUAAACAGCAUAAUCGUGGUAAAGACUUUGGUGGCGCUAAACGUACUAGCAACAAAGGUCCCUGGCAGAUGAUUAUGAUAGUACAUGGAUUUCCUAAUAAUAUUGCAGCACUACAGUUUGAGUGGGCAUGGCAGCAGCCAGCACUAUCCACUCGCUUAAAGCAAUAUUCCGAACUGCGCCGUAAAAAGCCAAAAGAAAGUCAUUUUCAAUACAAUUUUCGCAUACUUUGCCAUAUGUUAAAUGUGGGUCCUUGGAAUCGUUUGCCACUUACUAUACGUUGGUUAGAAAGCGAAUACGAAUGUGAUUUCUUACUUAAACCUCCUUCUCAUAUGCAAAUCGUUAGUGGUGACCUUCUUUUACCGAAAUCACAAAUAUCACAACGUAAAAGUGGCGAAGAAUCUUUGGCUCCACAAGCUAUUUGGGCUCCUGAAUGUCACUUGUGCAUGCAACGCAUUGAAAACACGGAGCGAUCGCGUAUUGGUUGUACUAAUUCUCUAUGUAAACUCACAACUCACUUAAUAUGUUUGGCUAAUUAUCUAUUAUCAUCCGACGAGAGCAAUCGCGGUCAUUACAUACCGAUUGCCGGCGAAUGUCCCCUAUGUGAAGAAAAAUUUACUUGGGUAGCUCUACUUGAACGAAAGCGGAAGCUUCAGGAUCAAUGUGUGGAGCACAUUGAAGAGGAAGAUGAUGACGAUGAUGGUUUUGAUAGCGAUAGUUUUAAUGAUAACAGUUGCGCAAGUGAUUUUGAAACCUGUGGGACGAAAUCUGGCAGCGAUAGUGAUAAGUCUACAGAUAUUAAUAAUAGUGAAAAACCAAACUUAUGCUACAAUGAUAUAAUUUAUGAAUUAAGCGAUUAAAUACAUUUGUAUAUGGUUAGC